Messenger RNA from Phytophthora nicotianae INRA-310, 1335 nucleotides. RefSeq lists its product as hypothetical. Gene Ontology annotation, molecular function: protein binding. The coding region runs from base 1 to 1335 and encodes 444 amino acids. The record is from RefSeq and is a predicted model, not a curated record. The transcript has 5 exons. Lineage: Eukaryota; Oomycota; Peronosporomycetes; Peronosporales; Peronosporaceae.
AUGUUUACUGAAAUGGUGAGUGUCAACGAUCUUAUUGUGGCCGCUGGCAAUGGAAAUCUCGGUCUGGUAGUGAGUUUAUUAGCGACAAAAGUGGAUGUCAACGGCACAGAUGAAAAAUGGCUCCUGUGCACUUCAUCACUCGGCCACAAAUUGACACGUCAAUGUUGUUCGACUUUUGCUGCAGAAUGGGGUGGACGUCAACUUGGCUGCACCAACAGGGGAGCAAACUUUAACACGACAGACGAGAAUGGAAACACACCGCUCACUUGCGCAGCAAUUAUUGGCCGCGUAGGAGUCAUUCGAGAACUUCUAGACUUUGGAUGCGAUAUCGAUCAAGUGAAUGGUGGUGGUAAUACAGUUUUAUCCAGCGCUGCUCAAACAGAUCACACUGCUACCGCGCCGUCGCUACUGGAUAGAGGUGCUACAGUCGAUGCCCAGGAUUCUAUCGGAUGCUCUCCGCUCAUAUUCGCAUCUGCAAGAGGCUACAUAGAUAUCGUUCGGUUGCUACCGGAAAAGGGGGCUGCUAUUGACUUGACUGCAAAUGAUGGCGCCACGCCGUUGAUGCUUGCUGCGGCAAGUGGCUACAUCGAUGUAAUGCAGUUGCUCCUGGAGAAAGGAGCUGCCAUGGACCAGACCGAUAACGAUGGCUACUCUCCACUUACGUGGGCUGCUGGACAUGGUCAAACCGAAGCUGUUCAGUAUUUGGUAGAGCGUGGAGCUGAAGUCGACAAGCCUACUGUCAGAGAAGUUACACCUCUCAUCGGAGCUGGUGCUGACGAGGACGGCUUUACAGCCUUAUUUCGUGCUGCACAAAACGUUCACUACGAGGUCAUACGUUUCCUCAUUGAAAAGCACACAGCUGUCAACACUAGGGGCUAUGGUGGUUCUACUGCGCUGUCUUCGGCUACAGCCAGAGGAAAUAUGGACAUUGUGAAGCUGUUGCUCGAAAACGGGGCAGAGAUUGACCAGGUUACUCACGAUGGAGCCACUGCGUUAGUCGCUGCUCAAGAAGGCCACUUGGCUGUCCGAUGUUUGGCCAAUGUGCUGGUGGACCAUGGCGCUAGUAGCGAUCUUUCGGACAUGUACGGGAACACUACACGAAUGUUGGCGGCUCAGAACAAACACUUUGAAAUGGUGGAGUGUUUAUUGAAGGCUGGGGCCUCGGGGAAGCUCAAGGCACAGAAGGGUGAUACUGCGUUGCGCUUCACGGCGACAGGAGGGGAUACAGAGUGUAUUCAAUUACUGCUGGGCCACGGAGCUGAUGUCAACGAGCCUGGGAACAACAACUGCUCGCUUCGCAACGAGGACACGUCGACAUCGCCUCGCUUCUUCUGA